Messenger RNA from Aspergillus nomiae NRRL 13137, 1797 nucleotides. It is a transcript of the gene fmpF, whose product is annotated as phenol 2-monooxygenase fsqG. NCBI's taxonomy places the organism in Eukaryota, Fungi, Ascomycota, Eurotiomycetes, Eurotiales, Aspergillaceae. The transcript has 6 exons. Gene Ontology annotation, molecular function: FAD binding. The record is from RefSeq and is a predicted model, not a curated record. The coding region runs from base 1 to 1797 and encodes 598 amino acids.
AUGGGAGACAAGGCCGACGUUCUCAUAAUUGGUGCAGGUCUAGCAGGGCUCACUGCUGCAAAUUGCUUCAACGGUAGCAAGAAUCUCCGUGUACGAGUGAUUGAUAAAAAUCCAGGCACAAUCGAGAGAGGAAAGGCCGAUGGACUUAAAAGCAUCUCUCUGGAGGUUCUCGAUACGUUAGGUAUUGGGGAUGCCAUCCGCAAUGAGUCGCAUCGAGUGGAAGAAAUUGCCCUCUGGGAGCCAGAUAGCGAAGGAGGCCUUGUUCGAUCCAUGACGGUGCCGGAUCGAGUUCCGGAACUGCAAAAGCCUAGAGAGGUGACACUGGACCAAGGUAGGAUCGAGCAUCAUAUGGUAGCAGCUCUACAUAGACAUGGUAACGUGGAGGUGUCAUGGAAGAAGCGGCCGAUCGGCCUGCGCGUUAAUAUUGAAGCUGUCGAGGAACCUCUUGCGUAUCCUGUCACGGUCGCGAUAAGGGAUGUGGAUGACGAUAUUGCACCGCCAGAGAUUAUCCAAGCUCGCUACCUAAUUGCCUGUGAUGGAGCUCAUAGCUGGACAAGGAAACAUCUCAACAUUCCCCUCGUGGGGGAUCUCACUGAUUCUAGCUGGGGAGCCAUAGAUACUGUUCCCAAGACCGACUUUCCUGAUACUCGCAAGGUCUGCGUGAUUCGUUCAGCGCAAGGUACGGUGAUGGCUAUACCUCGCGAGGGUAAACUGGUUCGGUUGUACGUUGGGAUGGACGGAACUGGGCUUGACGUCGCGGGCGGGUUAGAUGCCCGCGCUUUCACCGUUGACCAUGUUAUAGACUCGGCACGCUCUCUCAUCUCUCCAUAUAUGUUCGAGGCUGGCCAUGUGGCGUGGUGGUCCGCCUACCAGGUUGGCCAACGUGUUGCAGAAGAGUUCUCCAGAUAUGACCGUGUGUUCCUUGCCGGAGAUGCUGUUCACACACACUCUCCAAAAGCAGGCCAGGGGAUGAAUACCAGUAUUCAGGAAGCCUAUAAUAUCGGCUGGAAGCUUCGUUUCUACCUUGAACAACCUUGUUCUCCAUCGCUUUUAUCGACAUACGCGCACGAGCGAAGGCCCAUUGCUCAGCAAUUGAUCAACUUUGACCGGGAGUAUCUCCAGAUAAUGGCUACACCGAACCUUGAUUCUGAUAGCUUCUUGUCUGCAUUUCUGCUCGCCAUGAAGUUUACUACAGGAAUUCGGAUUCAGUACCCCCGAUCGUUAAUCGUAAGGCCCCCUCCACAGGUGGGAGAGACCACAGCUGUCGCUACAGGUCUAUCACCCGGCAUGCGUCUACCAGACUUCCAAAUAGUUAAUCAGGCAGAUGGAGUCCCCAGUACUGCUCAUCAUCGGUUUGUUAUGACUGGUAAAUUCCGCCUCUUGAUUCUUGCGGGGAGCAUUUCGAAAGGACACAUCCUUCGAAGAUUAUCGGCAUUCGGACAGUGGUUGGCGACGUUUCAACAAAACCAUUCGGGCACGGAAGCUAUCACGAUCCAUUCGGCCCGACGAGGAGAUAUUGAAUUAAUGGAUCUACCAGAUGUCUUUCAUCCUUGGAGCGAUCAGUACGGCUGGGACUACUGGCGAGUCUAUGCUGACGAUGAGAGUUAUCAUGAUGGCUGUGGAGAAGUCUAUAAGCGUUGUGGUGUUGAUCGAGACAAUGGAAGUGUGGCCGUCGUCCGUCCGGAUGGUUAUAUCAGUCUGAUCUGUGAUCUGGAGCAGGCAGAUCAGAUUAGGCACUUUUUUGAUAACCUCGGGCCGCUGGGUUCAACAGUCGUGGCUCGUCAUGCCCGGCUUUGA